UAUGCGCGUGCACGCGCGCGAUCGUCCUUCCCAACUCCCGCCCCUCAAUGUCACUGCUUUAAUGGCCACGUCUCAAAUCCACUUGGUACACUUCGCACACACACACACACACACGCGCACACGCGCACACGCACGCUCACCAAACGAACUCGGGGAGGAGAGAGACCUGGUAUCUCGCGCGCACCGUUCUCCGUUCUAGCGGCUGCGAUGCUGCAUUUACGUAUCCCCGCCCCCGCUGCGUUGGCGCUGGUGCUCCUUCAGGUUGUUGUCGUGGUGCUGUUUAUCGGCUGGCAGGGCCACAUAACCCCGCCCUCGCCGGACUCCACCACUGUACCUGGGGAUAAAAAAGUGCACGUGCUGCUUCUAUCGUCAUGGCGAUCGGGCUCGUCGUUCAUGGGCCAGGUGUUCAACCAGCACCCGUCCGUGUUUUACCUGAUGGAGCCGGGGUGGCACGUGUGGGGGUGGAUUCAGCACCCGGGCGCACGCAGCCUGCGCAUGGCAGUGAGGGACCUGAUGCACCGUAUCUUCCUGUGCGACCUCAGCGUAUUGGAUGCCUACCUGCCCAUCCAACACAACGUCUCGAAUCUGUUCAUGUGGAGCCACAGCCGGGCGCUGUGUUCCCCGCCGGCAUGUCCCUCCCAUUCCCUUCAGCAAGACAGCAAGACAGUGCAGCAAGACAGUUGUGAGAAGCAGUGCGACAUGGUGGGGUUGAAGCGGGCGGAGGAGGCGUGUCACACCUACAGCCACGUGGUGCUGAAGGAGGUACGUUUCUUUGAGCUGGAGUCUCUGUACCCGCUGCUGCGUGACCCGUCGCUCGACCUACGCAUCCUGCACCUGGUGCGUGACCCGCGGGCCGUGUUCCGCUCCCGCGAGCAAGCUGUCAAGGCUUUACAGAAAGACACCUCCAUCGUCCUGGACGGGAAAGCGGAGAGACCUGACACACAGCAGCGCAUCAUGCAGGAAAUCUGCAGGAGCCACAUUCGGAUCUACGACACCGCUGUCCGUAAAGCGCCCGACUUCCUGCGAGGACGCUACAAACUCGUGCGCUACGAGGACGUGGUGCGCAACCCGCUGGCAGAAAUCCAGCGCAUAUACGACUUCGUGGGACUCGAGAUGACGGAGCCGCUGCAGGAAUGGAUCCAACACGUCACACACGGCAAGGGCAAGGGGGCACGCAAUGAGGCGUUCAAGAUCACCGAGCGCAACGCCUCUGAAGUCUCGCAGGCCUGGAGGACAACUUUAAAGUACAGUAAAGUCCAACAGGUCCAGGAGGUCUGCAAGAGCGCCAUGUCUCUGCUGGGCUACCGUCUGGUCAACAGCGAGGAAGAGCAGAAGCAACUCGAACUGGACCUCACGCGCCUGGAGAAGUACAACUUCACGUGGAAUAACGAGAACUGAGGGAUGUUUUAGAGAAUCAGACUGUUUCAGCGGCUCAUUAUUACUUAUUUAUUACACUCGGUGGGAAAUACUGGCUAAAUCAUACUUUACCACAACAAAAAAACCAAGGACGCGUCGAAUGAUAUUUUUAUUUCAUACGUAAAGAUAGACGCUAGGGUCGGUCGGCGUGGCGAAAAGUUCUCUCAGAAAAUUGGAUUAUACGAUGGAGGUCUCUCAGAUCUGUGAGUGUUAGCACGAUGAGCAUGUAGCUUCUGAACACAGCUGUAUUUUUAUCCAGGAUCAGCUGGUUAAAGGUGUGUCGUGGGUUCCGUCACGUUCUAGUAGACUCUUAGACACAUUAAAGGAACGUUUCCACAUGCAGACUUAGCACACCAUGCUAAACUGGAGGCUAUACACGGCCAUGAAUUGUUAGCCACGUUAGCCAGAACCCGAGGAAGACUCAUCUUUUGGGGUAAAAUGACAACGAGCCUCAUUUAGCAAGAUUUAUGUGUAAAUCGUUUAUGAAAAACUUUCGUCUCCUACUCCUUUGUGUGUGUGUGUGUGUGUGUGUGUGUGUGUGUGUGUGUGUGUGUGUGUGUGUGUACAUUUACACGUAAGAAGACUAAUGUAAACCUCGAUUGAUCGGCUUCAAAUGUUAUGAUUCGCGAUGAGGGUUAAGUUUAAGUUUGAUUGAAAGCUAUAUGCAUCUAUACACUAUACACUAUACGCUAUACACUGGCCUCCAACAGUCUUGGACUCUUUCAAUUUCAAGGUUUUCAUUACGAACGGUGAAAUCAGCAACAACAUCAGAGAACACGUGAAGAGUUUCUUAGUAUUCGGUUCAUCCCCUUUUUUGUGCUUUGAUGACAGUGUGCGCUCGGGCUGCACGGACUCCACACGUUCCCGCAAAACCUUAGGAUCCAUUUUACAUCAAAUAUGCUGCUAAAUAAUACAAUCGUAUUCUCGUAAACGUGAGCCAAACGUACGUCAACUUCUGCCUCAGAGAAAUUCUUCCUCUUUGGCCGUUUAGUCACCGUUUUGUACUUCCGCUCUGUGAGCUCGCUUUGUUUGACAUGCACGCUCGUUAAUGUACAGGUGAUUGCCAUUCAUCAACAUAUACAAACACAUGCACGCACACACACACACACACACACACACACACACAAAGAAAACCAGCACUUACUAAACUUUUGUAAAUCUGGUGUCAUUUUUGUAGUUUCGUUUGAUUCACGCAAACAUUUACACACAGCUUUACUCAAAGAUUGCUAAAUGAGGCUCAUUUUGAGGAGAAUUUGUUUUUGGGUGAACUGGAAUGUUAAAUCACAUACACACACACACACACACACACACACACACAUACACACACACACACACACAGUAUAAAAAGUGUAAAAGUGCCGAGGCUCCAUGAAAGUGUUACAGAGAAUUACAAGUGAAUAAUGACGGCAUGUACAUCAGUGAGUGUGAGUGUGUGUGUGAGUGUGUGUGUGUCUGUGUGUGUGUGUGUGUAAAAGUACAAAAAUUAGUUUGUUGAAAUUUUAAAGUUUUAUCUUUCAGCACAAAAACAUGGUACCACUUAGAUAUUUUUGCUUUCGUUAUUCUACUACAGUCCUGUUUACAGCAUAACUAAAGUGUUAUAGCCACGCCCCUUUCCCCUUUUAUUAAAUGCAUUUUUAUGUCUCAA
Molecule: messenger RNA, 3061 nt
Organism: Ictalurus punctatus (channel catfish)
Lineage: Eukaryota; Metazoa; Chordata; Actinopteri; Siluriformes; Ictaluridae
Gene: chst6
Product: carbohydrate sulfotransferase 6
Exons: 2
Coding region: 208-1398 (396 amino acids)
Biological process (GO): N-acetylglucosamine metabolic process; carbohydrate metabolic process; sulfur compound metabolic process
Cellular component (GO): Golgi membrane
Molecular function (GO): N-acetylglucosamine 6-O-sulfotransferase activity
Source: RefSeq, a predicted model, not a curated record